Molecule: messenger RNA, 1833 nt
Organism: Prunus armeniaca (apricot)
Lineage: Eukaryota; Viridiplantae; Streptophyta; Magnoliopsida; Rosales; Rosaceae
Source: the annotation of a GenBank genome assembly
AUGGAUUCUCAUGAUCAGGAGCACAACAGGGACCCCCAAAAUCUUGGCGAAGAUGAGGAUCACCAUGAGAAGAAGUCGGUUUUUAAGAAGGUGAAGGAUAAGGCAAAGAAGAUAAAGAACACGCUCACAAAGCAGGGCCAUGACGAUGAUCAUCAGGAAGGUCAUAUUCCUGAUGAUCAUGAUCUGGAUGAGGGAGAUGAUGAAAAAGACGAAGACGCAGAAAAGCAUGGUGCAACAUCAAUUAGGAGCGGUGUUCCUGAGCAAGGAGACAUUUUGAAGGUGCCUCUGGUCAAAUUUGGAGACACCAAAGCCAUGCAUGAUGAUCCCGUAGGGUCAAAUUUGGAGAAGACCGACGUCAAAAUUAGUGAUCCCAAGAGGGAUUAUGUGCAUCCAGAACCAGGGGUGAUGCUAAUGCAUGAGGAUGUUCUUGACCCAAUGGAUUACCGUGGCUCAACAAUGGGAUCUGUUCUUGGUGGGCAUGAAGAAGUUUCAGGGCAACCCAAUGCUAAUUUUGGAAGAACAUCAGAAAUGGGGGGAGGACUUCAUGCCCCACAGAAUACCCCUGUUUCUUCUUUGGGAGAGUACAAGUCCAAGGUCACUGAUGGGAAGGAAGGGCAUUUAGGUCAAUCCGGGGUGGACACCACCCCUGUUUCUUCUUUGGGAGAGCAUAAGUCCAAGGUCACUGACCCAAGUCAAACUUUUGCUCAUGGGAAGGAAGGGCAUUUAGGUCAAUCCAGGGUGGACACCGCCCCUGUUUCUUCUUUGGGAGGGGACAAGUCCAAGGUCACGGACCCAAGUCAAACUUUUGCUUCUGGGAACGAAGGGCAUUUAGGGCAAUCCAGGGUCAAUUUGGACCGACCAAGAGGAUUGGAAGAGGAUCCUAAUCCACAGGCUCAUACUCCCUCAAAUUAUCAAAACAAAGUCACUGAUCCAACUAAUGCAGGUGGUGAAGAAGUAGGAAUUACACCAAUUAUUCACUCCCUUGAUAAGAUGAAUAUCGAUGCUGGAACUGAGCAGAGCAGCUACACUCGUGCCACAUCUGCUAUUGCUGACAAAGCAAUCUCUGCAAAAAAUGUUGCUGCUUCAAAGCUGGGAUAUGGGGGGAACAAUGAUCAACAUGGAGAUAUUAAGCCUCAGGCUUGUACUGCUUCAAGUAAUGCAGAUGGUGGUGAUGAACAAAAACCACACCAAAAUCUGAGCACUGGAAGCCAUGACCAGUUUUGUGCUGAGAGACCAUCAAACCAGAGCAGCACCUAUACUGAGAAAAUUUCAUCUGCCUCAUCUGCUAUAGCCGACACGGCAAUAUCUGCUAAGAACGUCGUCGCUUCCAAACUCGGGUAUGCAGGGAACAAUGAUGAUGAUGAUCAUCAGGAGGUUACAGCAAAGCCUGGUGGAUCAACGUCGCCUGAGCAGCAUGGCAAAGGAGUUUCACAAAGCAAAGCCGGCCAAGGCAAAGGAGUUGCUGUGAAGGACUAUUUUGCUGAGAAGUUGAAGCCUGGCGAGGAGGACAGGGCUCUUUCUGCGGUGAUAUCAGAAGCUCUGCAUAAGCCCAAGGCAGAGGACUCUGCUCGGCCUGUGGGGAAGGUGACCGAGUCGGAGGAGGUGACGAAGCGCUUGGGUCCAGAUUGUGGAAUUGAGAGGGUUGAGCAAUCUAGCUAUGGGAAGAUUGUUUCUGAUACGGUUAAAGGCGCUGUUAGUUCAUUGUUUGGGAAAGCUGAUGAAAACCCUCCUCCUCAGCAGUCCACUGGUUCUUCAACCGGUGGUACAGAUGGUUUCUCUAGUUCUGGAAGUGGGGCAGCAGAGCACCCAAGUCAUCAGGGGUCGGGAAACUGA